Arachis duranensis is the source of this 393-nucleotide messenger RNA. RefSeq lists its product as uncharacterized. The coding region runs from base 1 to 393 and encodes 130 amino acids. The transcript is spliced from 2 exons. The record is from RefSeq and is a predicted model, not a curated record. NCBI's taxonomy places the organism in Eukaryota, Viridiplantae, Streptophyta, Magnoliopsida, Fabales, Fabaceae. Gene Ontology annotation, molecular function: nucleic acid binding.
AUGGUAUCUGUGGGAACCAUCUCGGAGCAAGACCUUUGGCUAAGAAAGUCAUAUGAGUCGGAGCACCCACAAGCAAAUGGGCAAGUUGAGGCAGCUAACAAGGUUAUACUGGCUGGGCUGAAAAAAAGGUUGCAAGAUGCAAAGGGAGCCUGGGCUGAGGAACUCCCUCAGAUACUAUGGGCAUAUCGGACUACACCUCAGUCUGCCACAGGAGAAACAUCCUUCCGACUUGCUUAUGGCAUAGAAGCUAUGAUACCAGUGGAAAUAAAUGAGCAUAGUCCAAGGGUGAGUUUCUACGACGAGGUUGGCAACAUUCAAGGGAACAAAGAAGAACUCGAGCUACUCCCUGAAGUCCGAGAACAAGCCCAGAUAAAGGAAGCAGUGUUGAAUUAA